Molecule: messenger RNA, 4005 nt
Organism: Arachis duranensis
Lineage: Eukaryota; Viridiplantae; Streptophyta; Magnoliopsida; Fabales; Fabaceae
Product: putative cytochrome c biosynthesis ccmC-like mitochondrial protein
Exons: 1
Biological process (GO): cytochrome complex assembly; heme transport
Cellular component (GO): plasma membrane
Molecular function (GO): heme binding; heme transmembrane transporter activity
Source: RefSeq, a predicted model, not a curated record
UCCGGAACCGGUACAGAAAUGGGUGCUUUUUUUACGUUGUUUACCUUAGUUACUGGGGGGUUUCGGGGAAGACCUAUGUGGGGCACCUUUUGGGUGUGGGAUGCUCGUUUAACCUCUGUAUUCAUCUCGUUUCUGAUUUACCUGGGUGCACUGCGUUUUCAAAAGCUUCCUGUCGAACCGGCUCCUAUUUCAAUCCGUGCUGGACCUAUCGAUAUACCAAUAAUCAAGUCUUCAGUCAACUGGUGGAAUACAUUGCAUCAACCUGGGAGCAUUAGCCGAUCUGGUACAUCAAUACAUGUUCCUAUGCCCAUUCCAAUCUUGUCUAACUUUGCUAACUUCCCCCUCUCAACCCGUAUCUUGUUUGUUCUGGAAACACGUCUUCCUAUUCUAUCUUUUCUCGAAUCUCCUUUAAGGGAUGAAAUAGAAGCUCGAGAAGGAAUAGCAAAACCUAGUUGACUUCCCAGCUCAAACUGAACGCGAUGUAAUCAAACUUAUAGCUGACGCCGUAGAGAAAGCCCAUAUGCGAAGUGGAAAAAGUAGGAGUAGACAUUGGAAUAAGAGCUGUUGUCGGACGUUCAUCAGUAACCGGUGUGAUGUUAGCAAUGGAAUGCGUAUCCGCUGUUCUCUUUUCUGCUGUGAUUGAAUCAGUAAGCGCUGCGGAUCUUUUCGUAUAAAGAAUAAACCUCAUUCGAUCUCAGAAGGGAUGAAUACAAAGGAAGGGAGUUGCACUAGUCUCAUAAAUGCCAGUCAAAGAAAACUAACUAGCCAAAAGGCCAGGCCGGAAUAAGCGAAAAAAAGGGAUUGGAUUCUUAUUUUAUUAGAGGAUGACAAUCUUUUCAUGGGAGAUAUGUUGUAUAUCCAACUCCAGGUGCCGCAAUUUUCGGAGAGUGAUCCAAUUUACUGAGGAACCUGGGUUAAUCAAGAUUCUAUUGAUUGUGGUUCCUUGGAAUCUUUAUUGGACCAAGGCCCUGUGACAUAAAGAGGACGAUUAUGCUCCUCCCUAAUAAUAGGUCGUCGUCUGUAAACGUCACUGCAGCCAUAUAAUCAUCAUAUAUAUAAGGCUUCCUUCAUCGACUGUUCUGCAAGGAAAGCCUGAUACUCCUCAGGAUUUAAGAAAACUUCCACCAAAGUACCCCUCCGUUCCGGAGACAUCAUUAGCGCGUCAUAUACUGUGAGCAAGGCGGGGAAUCCUCAUUGUGUACUACCUAGCUGACUCUCUUAGUCUAUCACCGGAGUCUAUCUAAUGUCUCCUAAUGCAGCUAUGAAGGGCAAUGCAUUGUGGAAACCGGGCACUGAAAGAUCCAUUUGCAUGGAAACUUCCAAAGCACUAACUAAAAAGACUGCAACGUUCGGAUUACUUGACUCCUGCUCACCAGCACUAUUACUACUGCUUGCUUCAAAAACUCCCGAACCAUCAUAGAUAGCCAAAGUCAUGUCACUCCCGCUCGGCGAAUCAAUCGCAAGUCCCAACCCAGAGAAAGAAAAAGGCGAAAGAGGCAGAGUGAAAGGAUUGACUAAUUGGUUGAAUAAGUUCCGGAGGGGAGGUUAACAGAAGGCAUGUUCCCAUCCAUAAGCAAGGAAUUCAAAGGCCCAUAAUAUCUACUAACGAUUGGGGGGAAGAUGUAGGAAUCGAAAGACUCUUCAUCUUCCUCAAUGGAAUUCCGGGCUUAGGUCCCCGCGCAGGGGUGAUCUUUCUCAGACCUCUCUCCGGAGACCGUAAUAAAGAGUCUUUGCUUACAUUAGAAACGCGCUUCACUCCUUAAAAAGAGUUAAUAAUAAUAAUAUUCAUUACUUCACUGCCACGAACGUUAAAGAAUCUUCCCUCGAACUUUCUUUCCACGAAAUUCUGACUACGAAAGGGCAGUUUUUCAAAGCUUUAUCAUAGGGGGUGGAAGGAAAGAACUAAAAUAAAAAGAAGAUAGACUUUUACAUCGUAAAGUGAACCAAGAACGGAAGUUACUUCACUGGCUGAGCUGACAGGCUGAUAGGAUUUACUCGCUCAAAGGCAAAUCGCCAACCAACAGAGAUAGAAGUAAAGGAAUUCCGCCCUUUAGGGGCCAGUCACUCUAUUUAAGAAAUAUAGGCCCUCAACCAACUCCUCCUAAAGUCUUUGAUAUUCCCUGCGAAUAACCUGGCCUGGAUGCACUCCUGCUGGGCUUGAACCCGACUAUUCAAGUCAUCCACAUAGGCAUGAUCUAGCUUCUUUCUCAUUAAACCGGGCGCGUUUAGAUAUAGAUAAGUUUUUAAGGCAUGUUUUCACUUUUCUUUCAACUCAGCUUGGUGAUAGCUCAUGGCUAAGAUAGGUAGGUCCAGAGCUAGCUAGUGUUCAGAAGUCACUUAAGAAAUUGAAUAUGGGUCCUAUUAGAAUAGGCUAGAAUAGGCUGUAGCCGCAAAGAGAUAGAGAUUCGCAUUCGGGAAGGGAACCAUAGCAGCUGAUAAAGGCAGCUGGUGGAGAAGAACCGGGCUAAGAGCUGGGGCCUUAACAAAAAAGCUGCAGGAGCGACUGCCUUCGUUGAUUUCCCACGAAGGAAUCGUAAUCUCGCUACUCCCCCUUUCUGUCCUAAGCGGGAUUCAAAACCUUGUGUGAAGGAAAGGCUGUCAAAGUCGUUGACCAUUAAUCCGGUUGAAGGACAAAUGGACAGUAAAUCAACAGAAUCGAGUUGUUUGCAGGAUACGGAUUCGGCAGUCGAGACAUCUAUAUCUAUUUCAUUAAGAAAGAGAGGAAAGGAUGCAAGCAAGGAAGCGCUAACCUAUACGACUGCUAUUCUUAUUGAUCAAUGUGGGCUAAAAUAAAGCCAAAAAAGGGAACUAGAACGGGGCGAACAAAGGAAACGAAGCUUUGAUGAUACGUAUCCAUACCAAGCCCGGCGCUGCUUAUUCACUAGAAAGAAUGUGAGUGGGUAUGACAGAUUUCGUCUAUAGGCGUGAAAUAGGGUCUUUCACUCCUAGCGGUAGGAAGAGAGUCACUAGACUAGACCAGACACACCUGUCGAUAGUGUACCCAUCGGACGGCAGCCCUUUCGGUGCACUUAUUGGAGUGCUCUUGGGGCCUGCCGCUUUCUCAAUAGAAAAUGGAAACUGUCAAGAUUAGCCUACUGAAAGAUUUUUCUUCUUAUAUAUGUCAUUUCUUUAUUUAUUUAUUUUCGUUGAUCGGUGUGAACCCGAAGUCAAUUCAUUCUCUUUAGCUGAAGUCAAUCUUCAUCCUUACAGCUGACCGAGUCGAAACCUACUGCUCAAGUCUGACGAAUGCCGUUCAUGUUCCUGGUGAAAAAGAAAAGAGUCGCUUUCCUUCCAGGACCGGAUAAGGUCAAACUCUGGGCGGGCUGCCAGGUUUCGCCUACGCUACGGUUUCAAAUCCCUACCCUACGCCUUACGAGGGCGCCCUAGCCAGAUUCACUCCCAAAGGUCCAUCAAGCCUUUGAAACUAGUUCAAAUAGUCGUCAAAGUCGCAGUCAGUCUUAAGGGCCUGCUUUCAACGAGACUCUCUUAGCUGCAUCAGCUUGUAAAACUCUCUCUCCUUCACCAGGAAAGGGAGAGCGGACAAAGUACCAGACGAUUUGGGUUGGGUAGAGCGUACGAUAAGAGUAAGCAGACGAUGUCGAUAGAAGACGAUUCGUGGGAUCUUCCUCAAAGUCAAAGAAAGAUAAAAAUGAGCUAAAGAGGUUAUGCCCAGCCCAUGGAAUUAGAUGUCGAAUGAGUACGAUUUCGAGCAUAAAGAGAGAAGAAAAAGGAACUUUUUAGCAAGAUAGCUGCCAGAAAGACUGAGCUUAGGUGCAUAGCGCUAAAAUAAGUGGUUGAAGAGUAGCUUUCCAUCCCGACAAUGACUCUUUCCAUUUUUGGGAUUUCACUUAAAAAAAAGACUGGACUUCAAGCAGCAAUGAGAGCAAAGGCAAGGAAUUGAUGCGCCCCUCCAACAAGAAAAGGGAAUGGGGCAAGGCAAAUUUCCAGACAAUGGCAAGUGCUUGAGAAGGAGCUGUGAAAGAAGGGGCUGCUAGAGAAUAGGGA